Messenger RNA from Megalopta genalis, 1019 nucleotides. It is a transcript of the gene Spase25, whose product is annotated as Signal peptidase complex subunit Spase25. Gene Ontology annotation, cellular component: signal peptidase complex; membrane. Gene Ontology annotation, biological process: protein targeting to ER. Lineage: Eukaryota; Metazoa; Arthropoda; Insecta; Hymenoptera; Halictidae. The record is from RefSeq and is a predicted model, not a curated record.
UUUUAACGAUUGGACGUGUACAAAACUGUGUACGAGUGAAAUAGGCAGCCAUAAGUAUUUUUAAUUGAGGUUGUGUUCAAAAUGGGUGGAGAUAAAAAUCCUGAAAAUGUUGUGGUACAAAUCAAUAAAUGGGAUGGUGCUGCUGUCAAGAAUGCAUUAGAUGAUGCAGUUAAAUAUAUACUUAUUAAAAAAUAUAAUUAUUUGGAAAAUUUUGCACUAUUUGAUGGACGACUAGUUCUUUGUGCAAUUACUGUGACAUUGGCGCUUAUAGCUGUACUCUGCGAUUAUCUGUAUCCAUUUCCAGCAUCUAAAUCAGCUUUAGCUAUUUGCGUUGCAUUAUAUUUCUUUUCGACGGCUCUCUUAUCAUUGUAUACAUCAUAUAAAGAGAAAGGAAUAUUUGUUGUUGCUAUCCAAAGAGAUCCAGCAAGUUUUAACCCUGAUCUUAUUUGGGAGGCUAGUUCAUACUUAAAAAAAUAUGAUGACAAGUACAAUUUGAUAUUGUCUGUUAAAAAUGCGUCCACCGGAAGCGUGAACGAAGCUAGUAUUACAAAAUCUGUAGCGAACUUUAUCGACGUGAAUGGCGUUGUUAUACCAGAAUUAAUAGAGAGUACUGUAGCGAGUAUGCACGACAGUUUGACAAGUCAACGAAAAGAAAAGUAGCAGGAGAAACCAAUGAUUUUCAGUAAUUAAAUUUUUCAUUCUCCCUAUAAUUUUUCACAUUUUUAUGUACUUCUCAUUGAUGUAAAUACAACGUGAGAAUAAAGUCCAUCAGUUAAAAAUGACGUAUGUAUUGUUACACGUGUUUAAAUACAAUAGAAAAAACAAAUAUAAACUUUUACAUAGCCGUUAAUAAAAUAAAAAUUUUCUUGAUCCGCUUACACCACUAGUAAAUUAUUUACAUAGCUACGUCUUGAUUUAUCCAACGAUUUCCCUUUCAUAAUGCAUGACCGAUGAAAUGUCAAAUUAUAUAGCGAUUGUAUGCAAUUAUCAUGAAGAAAUAAAGAGUAGCUCAUCAGCAA